Messenger RNA from Gossypium raimondii (Peruvian cotton), 2023 nucleotides. Its product is annotated as MADS-box protein SOC1. The coding region runs from base 1312 to 1695 and encodes 127 amino acids. Gene Ontology annotation, molecular function: RNA polymerase II cis-regulatory region sequence-specific DNA binding; protein dimerization activity; DNA-binding transcription factor activity, RNA polymerase II-specific. Lineage: Eukaryota; Viridiplantae; Streptophyta; Magnoliopsida; Malvales; Malvaceae. The transcript is spliced from 4 exons. The record is from RefSeq and is a predicted model, not a curated record. Gene Ontology annotation, biological process: positive regulation of transcription by RNA polymerase II.
UAUAUUUUUUAAAUUUCAUUGGAACAUGUUCUUUUUGUAAGAUAGAAAUUGUUGAAUAUAUGAAGUGUCAUUAAGUUGCUUCAUUACUUAGAUGAUAAUUUCGUAGAAAAGGUUGUCUAAGGUAAUCUAUACUUUAGUAUCAAAUUUGUCAACUUGUUGGGAAAUCUUGGACUAUGAGGUUAAGCUUUACGAGAUGGUCUUUUGCCGGCUGAGUAUGAAAUAAGUUAGACCCUUUGUUACAUUUCGCAGUAUCAUAGCAUUAAUUGAAAUAUAAAUAGUUAAUUAGUUACUUUAGUAUUACUCUGAAUUGUGUGACAUCUAUCGUUUACUUAACUUCAAAGCACUUGAUGAAAUGGGAGACCGUAUAAAUGAGCUGGAGCAGAGCAUCAAUGACCUAAAAGAAGAGAUGGGAAUGGAGGGCUCUCCAUCCCCUUUAGCCCCACCUAAGCAAAAGUCAGACGGAGCGAAUCAAGAGGAUGACUCUGCAUAAAACUUGGCCAAAGAUUGUAUUUAGCGGUUAAUUGUGAAUGUAAUUCGUUCUAAUUUGGUGAUAUCUUGUUUCGAAACUACUUUCGUGCAAGAGAGAGCAGGGACAUUACUAUGUGUCCCUGCUUUCCCCUUUUUUUACAUGUACCAAGUUUUUCUUCUGUGAAAUGGGUUGUUUUGGCAAUUUAUAGGGGGAAUUUAAUGAAUUUGAAGUUUUUACUGUGCAACACCGGGCUUGGUUGAGAUGCUGUUAACCCUGAACCUUAAUCUGUGGCAACCCCAAAUCUAAUAUGCUAGAUGAUUUUUAUUUUCUAAGAUAAUUUGUCCUAGCUUACAUUCAAUCUAGAAAUACAUUUCAACAUUGUCUCUAGUUACUACUGAUCUUAUUAACCUGUCAAUUUAGCAAGUUGUACGUUGGGUUUCUAUGAAUUGGGUUCAUUUUGCUUCAACGUUUUAGGGUGAUUUCGGUGUGGAUUAGUUUUGGGUUUAGAUGAUUUCGAUCUUAGCUUUCAGUUUUUUUUUAAUUUGGGUUCUGAGGUUUAUUUAUUGGGUGUGGUUUUAGAUCAUUAGGGACACAGUUCACUUCAGAGUUAUGUUAAUUUGAUUUUGAGUUAAAUUUUGUAUGAUCCAAUUGAGUUGAGUUAAAAAAGGGAUUUCUGGGUUUUAUAAUUUGCUUAUUUUAUAACUGCUUUUCUUUUUUUUUUUUCAUUUAUAUUCUUAUGUUUUCCAUGUGUUUGUUUUAAUGCCUGUUUGGUAUUUCAUAUAUAUAUAUAUAUAUAUAUAUAUAUAUGUUUUGUUGGCUUUGAAGGUACGAAGAUCCUCAUCAUGGUGAGGGGAAAAGCACAAAUGAGGCACAUAGAGAACGAUACGAGCAGGCAAGUUACAUUCUCAAAGCGACGAAAUGGGCUACUAAAGAAAGCUUUUGAACUAUCAGUUCUUUGUGAUGCUGAAGUUGCUUUAAUCAUCUUCUCUCCUAGAGGCAAGCUCUUUGAAUUUGCAAGCUCUAGCAUGCAGCAAACUAUAGAACGUUAUAGGCGGCAUACAAAGGAUAACGAAACCAAUAAGCCAAUUGAACAAAACCUGCAGCAUCUAAAGGCUGAAUCAGCAAACAUGUUGAAGACAGUAGAGGAUCUUGAAGUUUCAAGAAGGUAUUGGUCUUUUUAUAAGAUUCAACCCCCCACCAAAAUAUAUAUUGGGGUUAAAAUAUAAGGCCUUGUUUCUACAUUUGGAGCCUCCUAUAUUACUAGAAACAAAGGACGUUGAGCCAACAUCCUUGUUGGUGCGGUCAGCUUCUUCCUAGGAGGAGCUAGCAAUACAGGUGCGGUGAAUAUCACAAUGUUGAUCAUAGGACGCAUUCUUCUUGGUGCAGGCAUCUAAAUGUGUUUGGUAUUUUAGGUAUCCAACAUUUAUUGAUGCACUUAGAGAUUUGGAUGAUCCUCUUACAAUGGUGCACCUGUUUGCAAUGUUAACUUUGAAUCUUUGAAUCUUUGGAUUUAGGAUUUGUUUGAAUUAUCCUUCUAAUUAGUUACUUUUCUCA